AUGACCGACACAGGUUCCGGGUUCCUCCAGUGGACCAUCAUCCUCGUCUUUACGGCCCUCGUCCUCGCCACCGUGGUUCUGGCCCAGACCGUCGCCUCCUACUCGUCGGCUUACGUCGCCGCCCCCAAGGAGGUGGCUGCCUACAUCGACACGGUCGACUUCUCCAUCCAGGAGAACGAGAGCUACGACCGCGACGUCGCCAAGGUCCAGCGCCUCGAGGACAAGAUCCGCCUCGGGCGCCUGCUGCGCGAGAUUCAGCGCUGCGGCGACGACCUGCGCGAGGAGCUCGACGGCCUGGUCAUGGACCAGGGCACCACCACCCUGCGCACCUCGUCGCGCCUGCUCUGGGCCUACCUCCGUCCAUCCCUCGACGACCGCGUGCGCCGCCUCGACCUGCUGCGCAUGCGCUUCCUCGUCGUCUACAUGGGAAUCAUCACCUCCAUCGCCGACAGGCAGCCACCCCCCCCGCCGCCUCUGCCACGCGGCGACCCGGAGAAGACUGCCUUCUCCCCUACCGGCCACGCCCAUAACCAUCAUCAGGCGGCGGCCGCCGCCGCCCAUCACCGCACCCUCCCGGUCACGCCCUCCAAGCCGCCACUGUCACGCUCCGCCACCAUAGCAGAGGAUCACGCAAAGCGCCCGCCCCUCCGGAGGCUGACUACCCAUGCCAUCGGCCACAACGAGAAUACCGGCCGUCCUCAUCGCAAAGGCUGGGCCGGUGUCGUCGAGGAGCUGCAGACUUCGCCAAAGAUGCACAAGCGCCAUGCUUCCAUAGAACAGGCCAUGGCUCUGGAUAAGACGCCGCCGUCUGCAUGA
Molecule: messenger RNA, 816 nt
Organism: Geosmithia morbida
Lineage: Eukaryota; Fungi; Ascomycota; Sordariomycetes; Hypocreales; Bionectriaceae
Exons: 1
Coding region: 1-816 (271 amino acids)
Source: RefSeq, a predicted model, not a curated record